GGAAUUUUACUUCCGCUUCCGGGACUGCCAAUAUGAACUCUCCUGAGGAGGCGUCUGUUCCAGAAGAUGGAGUUUAUGUGGAGGAAGGAGACCAAACCAAAAGCUUGAUCCUUGCCCCAAGUCCUGCUGAGAGCAGCGAGGGCAAAGGCAGCCUCCUGGCCCCCAAAGUCAGCGAGUUCCUGCCAGUGUCCCAGCUGGAAGCAUCAGAGUCCACAUCAGUGGUCCUUUGGGCUGGCGGAUGCUGGCCAGAGUCCCCGGUGCCCGAGGAAGAGAGUGUAGAUUCCCCAGUCGAUGAGAAGGUGGUCGGUUUAGACUUCCUCUCCCCACCCAGGGUAGAGACUGUGGCCAUCGGGCAGCAGGUGUCCAACCUAGAGUCCCCAGGAGUCAGAGAGCAACCAUCCCCAGAGGGCGUUGGUGCCACCACCGAGACAGGCAGGAAAGGUCCGCAGGCCUCCGGCUCCGAGGAGGCAAAGCCAGUCUCUGCCACCACUCUCUUCCCCAAGGGACUGGAGCAAAGCAGGGCCUGGGUGACCCCGAGGAAGAGUACCUCUAGUAGGAUGGUCAUCGGCGAGGAUGCCCACGCUCCCAUCCCCGAACCUGAGUUGCCCGAUGAAUUAAAUGAGAUGCAGAUGAUGAGGGUGACCAUUUGCCUCAAAGAUGGGAGCCAGGCUAAGGCCAGUGGCCCAGCAGAGACCGGUGACCUAGGGAGACAUGUAAACGUCCAGGCCAGGGACAGCUUCAUCCGGAUGUCUUCCUCGCUACUGACCUCUACUACGCGGGGAAUCACCUCUGGCCUGGAAAGGCAGACCUCGAAGGAACUGGAAGUCUUUUCCUCUAAGAAAAAGCCAGGAACCUUAUGGGGUAAGGGAGGAGCCAAGCCCAGCUAUCCAGAAGCUCCUGUAGCCGGUGGCCUGCCCAAGGCCAGUCCUAGAAAGAAGAUGACCCCAAAGAAAAAACCGCUGUGGGAUGCCUCCGCUGUUACCCUGGGGAGAGCCUUCCAUCAGUGGGGCCAGAGACUAAAGUCAGCUCCUGCAGAACCAGCCACCUUCCCCCCAAUCUCUGGUGUCGGGCUGCCUGGGAAGUCCAAUAAAUGCUCACUGCUGCCUCUGAGGCCCAAACAGUGCAAAAACUUCUACACUGUGAAGAGAUCUGGGGCAAAGAGGACAAGGGACUUACAGUUGGUAGCCAAAGAAGACGCCGACUUAGCCAGGGAUCCCUGCUCUCAGCCUUGCCAGGGUGUGCAUCAAGAAUUCAGCGGUGGGGAUAUAAGCACCAGAAGUUUCCAGGACCCAGCAAACUCGCAGUCCUCACCCUUGAGUCAGAAAGGUGUCAUGCCUAGAAUAUCUGCACCCUCUGGUGACCAGGAAUCACCUGGGGGCCCCUCACCUCCAGAUCCAGAGAUGCAGCCCGGAAUACAGGGCUGUCCCCGUUGUCCGGAGCUACAGAAGGAAAUAGAGGACCUCAAGAAACAGCUAUCGGCCCUGCAGGCUGUCAAUGAGAAGUUCCAGGGGCUUUCAAGUUAAGGCCAAUGUGUGUCCACAGGACACGCAGCGUGUGUCCUUGAAGCCCGGUAUUUCCUCCAGGUUCUUUGCUCUUUGAAGCUGCUUUGUCUCCUGACCCUCCCCCGGUUGACAGUAGUUCAAGUGAAAGUACUUCCUAGGAAGGAAAAUAAAAGUUUGUGGCAUAAAAUAAAGAUGACUAUAAAGAA
This is a messenger RNA of Mesocricetus auratus (golden hamster), 1708 nucleotides long. RefSeq lists its product as uncharacterized. The coding region runs from base 33 to 1523 and encodes 496 amino acids. The record is from RefSeq and is a predicted model, not a curated record. NCBI's taxonomy places the organism in Eukaryota, Metazoa, Chordata, Mammalia, Rodentia, Cricetidae. The transcript has a single exon.